Messenger RNA from Drosophila kikkawai, 1161 nucleotides. RefSeq names its product protein suppressor of variegation 3-7. The record is from RefSeq and is a predicted model, not a curated record. Gene Ontology annotation, molecular function: DNA binding. Lineage: Eukaryota; Metazoa; Arthropoda; Insecta; Diptera; Drosophilidae.
UUAUAUUCAAUCAGCUGAUGAUUACAAAAAUAAUUAAAAUCCAACGUAAACAAAUAUUGGUAAAACGUUUAACCCGGAAAGAAAGAAUGAGCUUCUCGGAAAACACUUCGGAUUCAGACUGGAAAGCUGCCAGGGUGAAAGUGGCAAGGACCAUCAAGCAAUCUGCCAAGCGGGAAAAGGGCAAGGAGAAGCGGCCCUCGUCCGGCUCCGCCAAGCAGAAGUACCACCAGAAGUUCUGCGACAAGUGGCUGAAGAUCUUCGAGCCCUGGCUCCGAAGAUCGGCCGAGGAUCCCAACAAGCCCUUCUGCCGCGCCUGCCAGUGCAGCAUGGACUGCAACCGGUGCCACUUGGUCCGGCAUGAGCGCACCACCAAGCACAAGCGCAACCAGGAGUUGCUGCUGGCUAACGGAGAGAAAGUGGUGCGCCGGGAGCUGCAGGUGCGCCAGCAGCGGAGCAAGUACUACCAACAGCGCAAGGUGUCCCUUCAGGCAAACCGGCAGGAGGAGGAGCUGGCAGCGGAAGAAUCCCUGACUCAAGAAGCACUAUCCGCCUCGCCUGCAGAUCCUCAGCCUAUAGUAAUUAUUGCAGCCGACUGCUCCUCCCCCAGGGAGCUGACUAACACCACGAAACAGGAGGCGGUGACCAAGCAAGAGCUACUCUCGGAAACGGACACCACAACGAGGACGGCAGAUGCCGCAAUGAGCAUACCUAGGCCCACUGCUUCCAACCAGGAGGGAGUGAAGCUGCUCAUGCAGAUCCACCAGGACAAGAACGAGCUAAUGGAGUCCUUCCGCGAGCUAAUGGGCAGCCAAUCAACAGUCCACCUCCCGUCGCCGCCGAAAGAGAAGAACCAUGUGGACCUCUUCUUCGAGAGCGUCAGUUCCAGUGUAAAGGCCUUGUCUCCAAAGCUAAUAGCGGAGGCCAAGAUGCGGGUUUCCCAGCUCAUCUGCGAGUUGGAGCUGCGUGGCCUCAAGGAAAACAGUCCUACCGAAGAGCCUGCGUCAAGACAGAAUACCAUUCACCGGCCGCCUGGACAUGGAGGCCAUAUCCUGACGCAGCAACCGCGCUUUGGGGGCAUCAGUUGAGGGUUGAGGAUUACAUGUAAUAUUAAUAAUUAGGAUUUAUUUCUUUGCAAUAAAUUUAAAAUAAAUUUAAAUUGAU